GAACACGGCAAACAUCACGGCUAUGGGAAAGAGCACCACCAUCCCGCCUAUUACAAGUACGGCUACAAAGUGCACGACGACUACCACGGUACGGAUUUCGGCCACAAUGAGCAUCGCGAUGGACACGUCACCAAAGGCGAAUAUCACGUCAAGUUGCCCGAUGGUCGCGUGCAAACCGUCACCUACUACGUGGAUGGCUACAAAGGCUACGUGGCUGAGGUCAAGUACCAUGGCAAGGCCCAUCAUCCCCAUGUGAAACCGCAUAAAGGCUACGGACAUGAUCACGGGCACGAUCACGGGCACGGCCAUGGUGGCCACUCGGAAGUGUAUGGCCAUCAAAAGCCAGGUCAUGAUCACGAGUAUCAUAAGCAUGAACAUCAUGAACAUGGACACGAUCAUGGACACGGAGGACAUUCGGAGGUGUAUGGACAUCAGAAACCAGGACAUCAUCACGGUCAUGAGUAUGGUCACUAAACAGAGUAUUUGAAAAGAGUGAAUAUGGUUCUUGAGUAUCCAUUGAUAAAUGAGUAGGUUGUGAAUGCACCUGUUUCAACGCACGCACCAUUAUUACCUAAUAGAUAUAUGUGAAUGUUGAGCAACAGAAAGUGAAAAAUAUAAAUAAUGGUAUGAUAAAACACCAAAAAUGACUCAUUUUUUGAAAAAUUUGGACAAUUCAGUGCUGCAUCAAAUUUGGAUUCAAGUAAUUUGCUGGAGUUUGAGAAACAAUUCUGCCUCUUUAAGCUAUGAGGAAUAGCUAUUUACUCAAUGACUGUUGCUUUCUCUGUUUAUCGGUUUUUAUUGUUUCCAAACACUCAAAAACGCAAUGUGGAUAGAAGAGAGCAUGAAGGUGACAAAAAAUGAGACUUGAUAAAAGUUAAAAUGGCUAAUCAAA
This is a messenger RNA of Tigriopus californicus, 892 nucleotides long. RefSeq names its product urease accessory protein UreE-like. The record is from RefSeq and is a predicted model, not a curated record. Gene Ontology annotation, cellular component: extracellular matrix. NCBI's taxonomy places the organism in Eukaryota, Metazoa, Arthropoda, Copepoda, Harpacticoida, Harpacticidae.